Jatropha curcas is the source of this 1995-nucleotide messenger RNA. RefSeq lists its product as hypothetical. NCBI's taxonomy places the organism in Eukaryota, Viridiplantae, Streptophyta, Magnoliopsida, Malpighiales, Euphorbiaceae. The record is from RefSeq and is a predicted model, not a curated record.
AUUCCGUACAUGAAUUAGUGUCUUGCAAUUCAUCAAGCUGGAAUUCUUUUCGCCAAUCAAUCAUCAAUCUCGAGUAACCCUUAUUAUAUUUUCGAUAUGAAUGUCGAAAAUCUGCCAUGUGUAACUACUAGCAUUACCAAACAAGCUAUGAACGCAAGAAAAGAAAAUAUUCGUGUAGCUGAUAUCUCUUCUGAAUUAAGUGAGAGUGAUCUUUUAGAGCUUUCACUUAUUUAUGGCAUUCCACCAAAUUACCGCUUGAUACUUCCCACAAGCGACGUGCGCAUAAUUGAUCAUCUGAAUGCCGAUCAAAUAAUGGUAUAUGAGGAGGACUUACGAGUUGGUGUUCGGUUCCCUCUUAGUAAAGAAAUCUUUGAUUUCCUUAAUACUUAUGAAGUUACAUUAAGCCAAAUUGAACCAAAUAGUUUAUGUAUGUUGAUUGGUUUAUCAAUACUUGCCGCAAGAAAUGGAUGUGAGCUCACUAUGGGGGUAGUUAAUGAAAUGUAUGAUCUCAAAUUUCGAGAGAUAGAAGAUCACUAUUAUCUCUCUGCUAAGGAUGGCUUCGAUAUCUUUAGCGAGGAAGGAAAAAUUACUUCUAUGAAAGGAAAUUGGAAGAAAAAAUUUUUCAUUUUACAACAUCCUACUUGCUUUGGCAUUCCAACCACUUGGUCUUUUAAGCCUCUUUUUCCGAAACCUCAAGGAGAGCUUACACUCGAAGAAAGAAAAUGUGUCGUUUUUCUUCGACAAAGAGGGUGCAAGGCUAUCAAUUUGAGCAAACUCUUAGCUCAAAAAUGUCUCACCUACUUGGAUAGCAGGCCUUUAUUACCUCGCAAGCCACCAUUUGAUAUGGCUUCAAAAGGAAAACUCAAUUUGAACAAGUUAGCCGAACAAAUGAAGAAAAACAAAGAGAAGGAAUUGGAGACUAGUGGCAGAAAAUUGAGUCACCAAGCGAGUAAAGCUCGAGAGCAAGCAAAUAUUAUUUAUUCUGGUAAUCCACCCUUGUCUCAAGGAAAUGCAGGAGUUGUUCCUCGGGUUCCUGCCCUAGUAACAAAUAUUAGUAGAGAUAUCAAGUAUUCACAAAAGAGAACUCGGGUUGAGGGUUCAGUAUCGGCGCACAACUCAAUUGAUGAGUUAGAGAUUUGUCCUGACAUCCGAAAGUACAUUCUAAAGCAAUAUGCUGAGAAUGCAACAACACAAAAGGUUGUUCCCGAGAGCCAAGAGCUAGCCCGAUUAUGUCUUCUACCAACAGACAAAGCUUUCUUCGAUAGGAUGGACAUAGAAAGCAUUCAUCAAAAUGUGGACAAAUCCUUAUUUAUGCUUUUGAAUGCUAAUCAUGCUUAUAAUCGCCAUAUACACCGGUUGAAGGGUUUAUUGACUGAGGAAGAAAUAAAGAAAAAUGAAUUGCACCAUAAAUUAGAGUUAGCUCAUGCCACCAUGGUCGAACAAACUACUAGGUCCAAGAAAAAUUUUGAGGAGUUGAACUACCAAUUUCAAGCACUGAAGCUCCAAUAUCAGGCUAACAUCAAGCGUCUUCAAUUGCAAGAAUCUCUUAUCUACACUUUUAAGUCUGAGAUAACUCAGUUGAAAAAUGAUUUGCGUCAUGCUCGAGAACAAGAAGCUGUGGCGAGUAAUGGCCUUACUGAUGCGAUGAUAGCUUACCAACACAAAAUAGUGUCUGAGUUGAAUUUGCGCCAUCCAGGCCGAGAUUGGAAUUUCAUCUAUGAAAUUUUUCCAGAAAAUGAGCAUGAAGUUACUGAAAGUCGUCGACCAAGAGGGUGAUCAUUAUGAAGACCUUGCAGGCUUGGACUAUCAGAACCAAGACUAAGCUUUAUAUUUUUUGCCCUUUGCGUAGUCCAUUUCCUGUUGCCUUAUUAUUUAUGUAUGAACUAAAUAACUCCCCUCAUUGUCUAGUUUCAAAAUAAUUUUAUAUUUCUUCGGAAAUAUGUAUGUUUCAGACAUCUUAUCAAAAUCUCAAAUUAUGUUCUACCUGUUGCUUGG